UGUGGAUACUACCAGCGGUAUGGGCUGUGGAAGAAGUGCUUAUGGAUUCAACAACAGCAACAGCAGAAUUGGGCUGGACCAUCAACCCAUCGCAAGGGUGGGAAGAGGUUAGUGGCUAUGACGAAAACAUGAACACUAUUCGAACAUACCAGGUGUGCAAUGUCUUCGAUAGCAGCCAGAACAACUGGGUACGCACCAAAUACAUCCGCCGCCGUGGUGCUCAGCGUAUCCAUGUACAGAUGAAAUUCUCAGUGCGUGACUGCAGUUCCAUACCUAAUGUCCCCGGUUCCUGCAAGGAAACCUUCAACCUGUACUACUAUGAGUCUGACUCGGACACAGCUACUAAAUCGUCCCCACCGUGGAUGGAGAAUCCCUGGGUGAAAGUUGACACUAUAGCUGCUGAUGAGAGCUUCUCUCAGGUUGAUCUUGGUGGCCGUAUCAUGAAGAUCAAUAGUGAAGUACGGAGCUUUGGACCUGUUUCACGCAAUGGCUUCUACCUCGCUUUCCAGGAUUAUGGUGCUUGCAUGUCACUCAUCGCUGUUCGAGUCUACUACAGGAAAUGUCCUCGUGUGAUCCAGAACGGCGCUGUCUUUCCUGAGACUCUGUCUGGAGCAGAGAGCACCUCUCUGGUAGCAGCCAGGGGUGUGUGUGUUCCCAAUGGUGAGGAGGUGGAUGUACCCAUCAAGCUGUACUGUAACGGAGAUGGAGAGUGGAUGGUACCAAUUGGACGCUGCAUGUGCAAAGCUGGGUACGAAGCAGUAGAGAAUGGUACAGUCUGCAGAGCUUGUGUAUCAGGCUUCUUCAAAGCUGCACAGGGAGAUCACAAAUGUCUGCAGUGUCCCAUUAACAGCAGAACCACCAGCGAAGGAGCAACUAAUUGUGUCUGUCGCAAUGGUUACUACCGCACUGACUCCGACCCUCCAAAGAUGCCCUGUACAACUGUUCCGUCAGCUCCACAAAAUGUCAUCUCCAUCGUGAAUGAGACCUCUCUGAGGCUGGAGUGGAGCCCACCACAGGAGGGCGGUGGCCGGGAAGAUGUUGUCUACAAUAUCAUAUGUAAGAGCUGUGGCAGUGGGCGAGGUGGCUGCACCCGUUGUGGAGACAAUGUGCAGUUUGUUCCACGUCAGCUGGGACUGACUGACACCCGUGUUCACAUAAGCGACCUCCUGGCUCACACCCAGUACACCUUUGAAAUACAAGCUGUCAAUGGAGUGUCUGACCAGAGUCCUUAUUCACCACACUACACGUCUGUCAACAUCACCACCAACCAGGCUGCACCAUCGGCAGUGUCCAUCAUCCACCAGGUCAGCAGAACCCCUAACACCAUCACUCUGUCUUGGUCCCAGCCUGAUCAGCCCAAUGGAGUCAUCCUGGACUAUGAGCUGCAGUACUAUGAGAAGAACCAGGCAGAAUGGAACUCUUCUCUAACAAGGAGUCAGACCAACACUGCAGUCAUAAGAGGCUUGAAGCCUGGUACUAUCUACGUUUUUCAAGUUCGGGCUCGGACUGUUGCUGGAUUUGGCCGGUUUAGUGGUAAAAUGUACUUCCAAACUAUGACUGAAGAGGAGUAUAACUCCAGUAUCCAGGAGAAACUCCCCCUCAUCAUUGGUUCAGCUGCUGCAGGGGUGGUCUUCAUCAUUGCCAUCACUGUCUUCAUAAUUGUCUGCCGCAGCAGGAGAAGUUCAGACAGACCAGAAUCAGAGUACACAGACAAACUCCAACAUUACACCAGUGGUCAUAUGUCACCAGGAAUGAAGAUCUACAUUGAUCCCUUCACAUAUGAAGACCCCAAUGAAGCAGUCAGAGAGUUUGCUAAGGAGAUUGACAUUUCUUGUGUCAAGAUCGAACAAGUUAUUGGUGCAGGAGAGUUUGGGGAGGUGUGCAGUGGAAACCUCCGGCAGCCUGGGAAGAGAGAGAUCCUGGUGGCUAUUAAGACGCUGAAAGUCGGCUACACUGAACGCCAGAGGCGGGACUUCCUGAGCGAGGCAUCCAUCAUGGGCCAAUUCGAUCAUCCCAACAUUAUCCAUCUGGAAGGGGUGGUGACCAAGAGCAGCCCUGUGAUUAUCAUUACUGAGUUCAUGGAGAACGGAUCUCUUGACUCCUUCCUCAGGCAAAAUGACGGGCAGUUUACAGUGAUCCAGCUGGUGGGAAUGCUGCGUGGCAUAGCAGCAGGAAUGAAGUAUCUGUGUGACAUGAACUAUGUCCAUAGAGACUUGGCAGCUAGAAACAUCUUGGUCAACAGCAACUUGGUGUGCAAAGUGUCGGACUUUGGCCUGUCCCGCUUCCUCGAGGAUGACACCUCAGACCCCACCUAUACCAGCGCUUUGGGAGGAAAAAUUCCCAUCCGGUGGACGGCUCCUGAGGCCAUUCAGUACAGGAAGUUCACCUCUUCAAGUGAUUGCUGGAGCUAUGGCAUAGUUAUGUGGGAAGUGAUGUCAUAUGGAGAGAGGCCCUACUGGGAUAUGAGCAACCAAGAUGUUAUCAAUGCCAUAGAGCAGGACUACAGGUUGCCACCCCCUAUGGACUGUCCUAGUGCCCUGCAUCAGCUGAUGCUGGACUGCUGGCAAAAAGACCGCAACAACCGGCCAAAAUUCAGCCAGAUUGUCAGCACUCUGGACAAGAUGAUCCGCAACCCCAACAGCCUCAAGGCCAUGACACCGCUGUCAUCAAGUGUUCACUUACCUCUCCUCGAUCGCAGCACUCCAGACUUCUCCUCUUUCAGCACAGUGGACGAGUGGUUGGACGCCAUUAAGAUGGGCCAGUACAAAGAGAACUUUGCCAACGAAGGCUUCACCAGCUUUGAUGUGGUGUCUCAAAUGACCAUGGAGGACAUUCUCAGACUGGGAGUGACAUUGGCUGGCCACCAGAAGAAGAUCCUCAACAGCAUCCAAUCCAUGAGGGCCCAGAUGAACCAGAUCACUUCAGUGGAGGUGUGAUACCAGGAGCACACAGACUCUGUUUACUGUUGCAAACCCAGCAGCCACCAACCCUGCAUUCCCCUGGAACCUCUGAGAAAGGGUUAUGACCUAACACGCAGACUGUGACUUUGAUCCAACCUCAGACUCUCCCUCCCUCACUACACACUCUCGAGAAGGUUUAUUCAGUCUGCAGAGCACACAGAUGUUGUGUAAGUUUUCUUGUAGCUGCUCUAUGUCAAGGUAACAGUCCCGUCUCAAACUCCAAAAGUCCAUGUCUAUUUAGUGGAACAUUCUUGUUUUUUUUAUUUUAUUUCACUGGUAAGUGAUACCCCAGCAACCUUUUGUACAAGAUUCUCUGUCAAAAAUAAAAAUGAAAAAAAAAAUGAAAAUCAAUGCAACAGAAUUCAACUAAAUGUCUACUGCAAAAUGCAAGAUGCAGCUUAUAGUUGGCACUCCCUGUUGUUUUCAGUGGAUUGAUUUAAGUUCUGUCUUUAGGUGCUUAUUGACGGCGGGUUCUUUCUGCUCACUCUGACACACGGUGAUGUUGAUCUUCACUGUAGAUUUUGAUCAGGAGCAGGGCACAAUGCUGCUACCACAGUUGUUUUAGUUACUGUUACAGUUUCCAUCAUAUCAAAUCCCAUUCCAUCUGAUCAGAAGAUCAGCAGUUCGAUCGCCAGCUCCUCCAGGCUGCACGUUUUGGGCAAGAUACUGGACCCCAAAUUUCUCCCGAGGAUGUGCCAUUGGUGUGUGAAUGUGAUGUGUAGAGUAAAAGAGCUUUGAGUAGUCAGAACACUAAGAAGUCCACUUACCAUUGGCAUAUUCAUAAGCAGUUUAAGACAUUAAAUGUAUUUGCAUUCUGUAGUUUCCUCUUUAUGUAUUAGUUUUCACUGUUACUAGUGAAAUCCACAUA
This is a messenger RNA of Larimichthys crocea (large yellow croaker), 3828 nucleotides long. Its product is annotated as ephrin type-B receptor 2. The record is from RefSeq and is a predicted model, not a curated record. The transcript has 16 exons. Gene Ontology annotation, biological process: protein phosphorylation; ephrin receptor signaling pathway; axon guidance. Gene Ontology annotation, molecular function: protein binding; ATP binding; transmembrane-ephrin receptor activity. Bases 42 to 2936 code for a protein of 964 amino acids. Gene Ontology annotation, cellular component: dendrite; plasma membrane. Lineage: Eukaryota; Metazoa; Chordata; Actinopteri; Sciaenidae.